Molecule: messenger RNA, 669 nt
Organism: Helianthus annuus (common sunflower)
Lineage: Eukaryota; Viridiplantae; Streptophyta; Magnoliopsida; Asterales; Asteraceae
Exons: 2
Coding region: 1-669 (222 amino acids)
Source: RefSeq, a predicted model, not a curated record
AUGAGCCAGGGUCUUCAUUCUAGGCUGGAGCAGUUGAUUGGGCUGCUGGAUAAUGUUCAAAUCUCGGCUGGUGCGGCUCGGUGGAAGUGGACUGCUGAUCCGACAGGGAACUUCUCGGUUAAAUCGGUAAAAAAGUUGCUAAAAGAUGAUCUCAGUCAGGUUAAUGGAUUUGUUUUCGAAUGGAGCAAGUGGAUUCCGGCCAAAGUUAAUAUUCAUGUGUGGAGGAUGGAGUUAAAUAAAAUCCCAAGUGCAGAUGCAUUGAAGAAAAGAAAUGUGGUUAUUGUCGAUUCGACGUGCCCUCUUUGUAGCUCGGAAGAAGAAUCAGUCGACCACCUGUUUUUAGCUUGCUUCGUUGCUUCGAACGUAUGGAAUGGAGUUAGCUCUUGGUGUAAUAUCCCUAAUAUUUUUGCGUUUUCCCUUCAUGAUCUCCUUUCGAUUCAUAGUAACAUCGGGAUGUCGGAAAGGAAAAAGGAGGCGGUUAAAGGUAUUAUCAUAAUCGCUUGUUGGAGCAUUUGGCGUGCAAGGAAUAACCUCAAAUUCUCAAGCUCGUCGGCUAGAAUUGAAGAUAAUAUUAGUGAAAUAAAGGUUUUAAGUUUUCUUUGGUAUUCGAAUAGAACGAAACACAGGGAUUUAGAUUGGAAGGAUUGGUGCUCAUUUGUAAAUAUGUAA